AAGCUGAAUUGAAGGCAAAGGCCCUACCAGAGCAUACUAACAUCAUCUACAUUGCGGUGCGUGCCACUAAAAUGUUUGCAGAGGAAGAGGUGAGGAACCAGCAUGCUCUGAUGUCCUGCCUGUGGUCUACACUCCUCACCUAUGUCACCAUAAUGAAGUACGUGUGCCAGAAGUUCAAGGUGUAUUGUCAGUUUCUCACUCCCUGCCCACACAGUGAGACGUGUCACAGCAGGACGAAGUUCUACCAGCACAACAUGCUGUCCAACAGGGACGCCACUAAUGUCGUGUCCAGGCUGAAGUGUGCACAGUGCAAGAAGGACGUCAAGGUGGAGGAAAUACUGGGGCCAAAUGAUUUCAGUUUUGUGAAGCCUGGGGGGAUUGCCCCCACACAUACCCUGGACCAGGUGAAGUUUGACGCCAGCCCCCAUGUGGACUACAGCAGGUGCUUUCUGUGUGGAAACUGUGCCUAUGAGGGGAUUGACUGCCCACAGAAUGGAACACAUGGAGAAACAAUUUAUCAUUGUGGGUGCCAGCGUAAUACACAAAUGUGCAGCAAAUGUGGAGUAUGUACAAGGUGCACAAAGUAUUUAAAUAAAGUUCAAACUGCCCUACAGCCUGGCCUUGGUUCCUCCCGGCCAUUCACUAUGAUCGAAGACAUAAAUGAGUCCUCCGUGAUUUCUGUAGAAAAUCUUAGUCGUGGCAACUUCAUCAGCAAUCGAAGGCUUAACGUUCAAAGUGGCACCAAGUGGGCAGCUAUGGAUCCAGUUCAUUUCAACUUUUUUGAGGUUACUCUGCUUCCAGUAGAGAUGGAAAGGAAUAAGGUGACAGUGGGUCUGUCAAAAGUUUUUGGAAAACCUUUACUGGAAUAUCACCUGCAAACUGGUGUGAUAGCAGACCACGAGGAGACAGGAGUGAAAGAGCACAAGGAUGGCAAGUGGAUAGUAUCAGAGGCAUGCACCGUCAGGGUCCAGAUGAGGUUCGACAGGGAUGACCAGUGUAAGGCCAUGGAUACAGAAAAGGUGAAGAUAGAAAUUUCAAAAGCAGGGGAGGUGAUCUACACAAAGAAGACUCACCUUCAGCGCCUGUGCGGUACCAUAGGUUUCCAUGGGAAAGGCAUUGAGGUUUUCGUCAAUGCACCUGGAAUUAAGGAAGCCGAGCUGACGCCGUCUCGGAGGAUAAAGGAAGAGAUGUUGGUAGAGAUCAAGGACCCAGCUACAGGAGUCCACCACUUGGCGGAGCUGGUGUCCUCCACACAUGACAACCAGUUAUACACUGCAGUGAUGAAACCUGAGGGCAUUGAGAGCUUUAACAUCAGCCCCUACAGUGACAGACUAUUCCCUUUGUACUAUUCAUACUACAAUAAAGAACCAAAUGACUAUUGGACUGAAGCCCUGCAUGAAGAUUGUCCACAAUGUAAAGAGAAGAAUGAGGAAAAAGCUUCAUCUUGUGAAUUUUGUGGAACCUCUCUGAAGAAGAUGGAGUUGAUAUCUGCUGACCUUUCUGAGGAAGAUUUGAACAGCAGAAGAGCACCAAUAUGGUUGUUUUCAGAGACUCAGCGCACCAACAUGAAGCCUUACUACUCAUCAAAAACAGACGGCCGCCUUGAGAAAUGGUGUAGAAACUUCCUUCAGGGAACUGCAAAAACUGCUUGUACUGUGGCCCAGAACCUUCCCCUGGUUGAGGAAAAGAUUUUUGCAGAGAGUGAUUUUAACUACUCUGGUUAG
This is a messenger RNA of Lingula anatina, 1724 nucleotides long. RefSeq lists its product as uncharacterized. The record is from RefSeq and is a predicted model, not a curated record. Lineage: Eukaryota; Metazoa; Brachiopoda; Lingulata; Lingulida; Lingulidae. Gene Ontology annotation, biological process: signal transduction. Gene Ontology annotation, molecular function: GTP binding; protein binding; GTPase activity.